AUCGUCGCGAGAGAUAUCUCCCAACUCUCAACAAACCACCGGGCCUCAUCUCACCCAACAUGUGCCACAAAGCAGCAUGUCCCGUCUGCCGUAAGUUCACUUGCUAUCCUAUCACUUGCGGCCCAUCUCUUCCUUCAUUCCCGGCUCUUCCGGUCCCUACCUAGAUAGGUAUCCAUCCUUGGUUCGUUGCUUGCUUGAUUGCUUGCUUGGGUCACAGCCUCAUCAACCCACAAACCAACAGCGACAUACCAAACACAAACAGGAAUCUUUCUGCUCACACACCAUCCCCUCCUCCGUCUUACUUACCUACCAGGUCAUGGGCAUCAAUCAAUCCUGCUUGUCUAACGUACCUACUUGCCGUACCUCUACCUACCUACCUAUCCCGUCCUCACUUUUGGCCCACUCACUUUGAUGAACAAUGAAAUCUUCCUUUGCCGACUCUGCCGACUCCCGUCGCUGAUGAACAUUUCGUACGUAGACGGCGUAACUUGGGUAGGCUGCGGCCACCACGUCCCCAAGAUCAUGGAUGGCGUGCCGAAAGAGGAGUGGUGCAAGUGCGAGCCUAAGAUCGAGAAGGAGGGACAUCAGUAUCCGCCCAAGGGAUCGGUGACGGGGGUGUGUAUUAUUUCUUGAAAUGGUGUUUUUUUUUUUUUUUUUUCUCUUUCCUUUUCUUUUUAUCCCACCCUUUUAGUAUAUUUGGUUUGGAGUUUGAGGGUUGCAAAAAGUCUUUCGACUUUGCAGUUGGAUGUCCCCUCUCCCCGAGAGACUUGUUUUGGUUGUGGUUUGUGGUUUGUGGCUAUGUUGAGGACCACUGGCUAUCAAUAUUGGUGACUGGCUCAUGUUUCUAGAGAGAUCAUGGCUGACCGGUGGUGCGUGAUGAAAUUGUCUAGGACAUGUUAUAGACUCACGGCUCUCGGGUUGACUAGGGGGAGGAUGUGGUCUUGACUCUUGAGGUACACUUUGGUGGAGAACCGGGCAAACAGUCAGGGUGAAGAGCUGUGGGGGUCAGGAUACUUCCUAUGAUCUUUUAUGUACCAUGGCGGACACAAGACGCGAGUAGGCAUGCCUAGGAGUACAGCGUUGAGCUUCCAC
Messenger RNA from Neurospora crassa OR74A, 1092 nucleotides. RefSeq lists its product as hypothetical. The coding region runs from base 412 to 633 and encodes 73 amino acids. The transcript has 2 exons. Lineage: Eukaryota; Fungi; Ascomycota; Sordariomycetes; Sordariales; Sordariaceae. The record is from RefSeq and is a predicted model, not a curated record.